UCUAAUUCUUCAGUUACUUUCGGGGAUGGGAGCAAAAUUUUAAGAACCUUAAUAUUUUACAGUAGUUCCCUUAUGGUAAGUCUGAAUUUCUGAUAUCAUUUUAUUUGUGAGAUAUUUCAUAGUUCUGCAUCAUCUUUGACUCUCCUAAUUCCUGAUAACUAACACAUCAAUAUCUAAAGGACUCUAAUUUGCUUAGGCUGCAUGAAAAACCACCAACUGAUCUUAGUUUCUGCAUCAACAUUAGGAACAAUUCUGCAGUUACUUGAACUGAUACAUUCUUCCAUUUUCAAUUUUAGCCUGAAACAUUUUAUUCUUGAAUUCAUUUUCACAGUAGUGUUGGAGAAAAUAGAUGAGCAAGAAGGUUUCAAGCCGUUUGGGACCACAGAUUCUCGUGAACCUGAAAAUGCAAUAGAAAUACUUGAGCAAAGGGAGCAAAAGGUCUUAUUUCAUGAAUCCACUGAGUUGGGAAGAGCAAGCAACUUGCGCAAAAGUUUAGAUUGGGAUACUGCUUUUUUCACCAGUGCAGGACUUCUAGGUCCAGAAGAGUUGUUUAUUAUAAAUAAAGGAUUUGAGAAGGUUGAAGCUCACCUAUUACCCGUAACUCAAGAAGAUCUGUGUACGCGGAGAUAUGCAAACUCAGAAUCUACAUUAGAUAGUGAUGACUUCUCUUUGGACAGCAACCAAAGCACUGAGGUUGAUUUGUUUGAAGAUAUAAGAGCAUCCAUUGAGAAAUCCAAUAUAAUGUCCAAUAUUUGCAAGUCAGUUUGCAAAUCAGGAGUUGGAGAAGCCCACAAACGGUUGGUUAAAUACUUCAAUGAGUAG
This is a messenger RNA of Camellia sinensis, 822 nucleotides long. The record is from RefSeq and is a predicted model, not a curated record. NCBI's taxonomy places the organism in Eukaryota, Viridiplantae, Streptophyta, Magnoliopsida, Ericales, Theaceae.